GGCAUCUCUGGGCUGAUCCUGGUGUUUUUUCUUCGGCGGAUGCUUCUAAAAAGAGAAGACAUGCAGUCGCUUGAAAAGUGGGAAUUUGGUUUUGGUCAGAAUAAAAGUGAUGGGAGUGGUUGGCCGAUAUUAAAGGAAAUGCAGUGAUGAUCAGUGUUGUUUGUUCAACCCAGUGACGCUGCCAAACAAGGCACCCAGAUACGCCUGUUGGCCAAUGCUAGCCCAUUAACCCACUUUUAUACGAGUUUAUUACUUGUUAGCCCAUUAGUAAGUACUGGCUUUUUGGCUGUGGCUCCAGAAAUUUAGUGAAUAAGUUCUGCAUUUGAAAGGACCUUGGGAACAAGAAUUACAAAUUUCCACAGAGAAGAUGAAUCAGUCAUGGCAAGACGUGGCCGAGCAGUACCGCCGCUGGCGCGAGGACAACUCGCGCAACAGCGACCUUAUCGUCCAGCUCUGGGAGGAGAGGCUGGGCGCUAACGUCCACAAGCUCGGCGACGAAAAAUGGAUGGUGCUGGAGCAGGUGGCGGUGGCGGCGCUGGACAUGCACAAGAUGACGGUGGCCGAGGACUGCCUGAUGAUGCUGGCCAAACGCUUCCCGGGCAGCCAGCGGGUGCGCAAGCUGAAGGCGCUGCGACUGGAGGCGCUGGAGAGGUACGACGAUGCCAACGACAUCUACGAUGCCAUACUGAGGAAAGAUGAGACGAACACGGUGGUGAGGAAACGCAAGAUCGCCGUCCUCAAGUCCCUCGGCAAGACUACAGAGGCCAUCAAGGAACUGGUGGAAUACCUAAAGAAGUUCAUGUCGGACACGGAGGGCUGGAUGGAGCUGGCUGACCUCUACGUCAGCGAGCAGGACUACAGCAAGGCCGCGUACUGCAUGGAGGAGCUGCUGCUGCACAACCCGCACAACCAUCUCUACUUCCAGAAGUACGCCGACAUCAAGUACACACAGGGAGGCUUCGACAACGUGGAGGUGGCCCGCUCCUACUACUCACGUGCCGUCAAGCUGAGCUCGGCGGCCAACCUGCGGGCUCUGUACGGCCUGAUGCUGUGCUGCUCGCUCAUCGCCAACUCGCCCAAGGCCAGCGCCCAGAAGAAGAAGGAGAACACCAGGAUCGGCCAGUGGGCGGCACAGUGUAUAUCGGAAAAGUACUCGGAGGCCAUUGGCGAGGACGACGACCGACUGCCCGUGGAGCAGUUGCUGGGCGCGCUAACCCUCAGCUAGUGCAUCUGUGACCCUGACCUCUGGCUGACCCCGAUCAAGGGUCAGCCGCUCGCGGCGCCGGGGCAGACGGCCAGGCGGGCCGCCGUCCUGGACCUCUGCCGGCGCCCGCCGGCGAGCCAGGCGGCGGCUCUUUGAAGCGGCUCGGUGUCGUGUCAAGAGGUCACCCUGGGCGCGCUGUGUCUGUCGCGGUGAUUCGCGGGGCUAUGAGUCAGUGAAGGGUGAUUAGUCUGAUGUGGGGUCGUCCGUGUCGGCGUUGGACAUCGUGGAAGACUUGUGGAGCGAAAACGUGGGGUUCAUUGACCGUAGACGUGGGCGGGCAGUGCUUCUUUCGUGCGAUACAAGGUAUGGGAUCGCUCUUGCAGCAAACUGGCGUUUUUAUUUUUUGGUCGCUGCAUGAGAUGUGCUGUCGGCAGCAUAUCGUCAUUGGAAGUUAUAAUCAGACCCUUUGCGGGUACCCUGAACUUUGUCAUCUGGGCAGUGGCGAAUCUCCCACCAUCGUGUUAGCUGGCGAUCGCUUGAAUGAGGCCAUGUCUUGAUGCACUGCCAGACGUUCUACCAGUCCUGCGUAUUUAGUCUCGGUUUGUUGAUCAGUAGAACGGGUGAGUAAAACAUUAUCUUGGGUAGGCCUGCGUGUGCGUUUGGUGCGUGUGGUUGAACCUACUGAGCGGGACUCGGGUUAUUGGUGUUCAUGAUGUGUUAUCAACUAUUCGUGGUCACGUGGUAAAUGUUACUCCUUUUUUUGCUUAAGUGAUCGUGGUGUUUGAUGAUAUUCAACAUGUAGCGCUGUUGCAAAGUUUUCCCAAACAUCCAUUGAUCGCAUAUAGUGCUUUGGAAAGGAGCUUCCAACUUGCGUUCUCCUGAUUUAAAAGUUCAGGUGCGUGUCUCAUUGCAUGUCUUAGCGUCUAGUUUAAAGGUUCGUUCACCGAUUUUGUUUAUGUGCUGCUGUUUAGUUCCAUUCCAUGAAAAGAACUGUGAAACCUGAGAGCCCAAGAUAUACCGGAAAGUAUGCAAUAUCGCUC
This is a messenger RNA of Pollicipes pollicipes, 2244 nucleotides long. RefSeq names its product ER membrane protein complex subunit 2. Bases 368 to 1225 code for a protein of 285 amino acids. Gene Ontology annotation, molecular function: protein binding. The transcript is spliced from 9 exons. The record is from RefSeq and is a predicted model, not a curated record. Lineage: Eukaryota; Metazoa; Arthropoda; Thecostraca; Pollicipedomorpha; Pollicipedidae.